GCCAUCAGCUGUUGGAGGAUGUUGCCUCGGAGGCAGAUAUGAUGUAAUCUAAAGCUUCAGUCCCAACCGGAGAGAGAGACACACACACGGAGGACAGAGAGCUGGAUAACAGCCGCACGACACGGAUGGACCUCGGCCGUUUGGACAUCCGUUUGAAAAAACGUUAAUCGGAGCGGUUCGGGUUAACGGUUCUGGAGGAGUCAUGUCGCGGAGAUUUCGCGGAGGAUGCUGGACCGGGAGUAGGAGCAGCACCGGCCGGGGAUGCUGCUGGUGACCCCCCACCCCCCCACCUCCACAUCAAUUAACCACCAUGGCUCUGGAGUCCUCUCCCGCAGCAGCUCCGACAUCCUCCGUGUGAAAAUGGCCCGCACUCCGCCUCCAUCGUCGACAUCCGUCCGCCCUAGCUGUCGCCUUUUCGCCCGUAUUGACAGGCAAAUGUCCACACUUGAAGGCCAUUUUUGGAUCAAAUUGCCACACGUAAAGCGCCUGAUAUGAACAUUUAAAGCUGCUGCGGUUGAUUUUUCUUUUCCCGCAAAUACACCUCUCACCAGCAUCGAUUUCCCCAUCCAGCAGAUAUUUUUGGAGAUGGGCCGCGUCCACUGCUGCACCUGCCCUGCUGGGAUCUGAGUUUCAUGCACCUUACAUGCCACAAUGGCUCUGUGAUUAGUUUCUUUUUGGACGUUUUUUCCUGGCUUUGCACUUCUCUCCAGCCAUCCUGCAGAGCUCCAUGCAGUAGUUGCCCUGCGGGGGGAAUGAGCAGCCUGUCUCCCUCCAGCAGACGCCUGCCCGCCGGCCCUGCUGUCCGCCGUGUGGCCCUGUGACUUCAGAGGGGUGUGGAGGUCCUGACAAACCGUGGAGGGUGGGGACGUUUGCCUUUCCAGCUCAGGUUUAAACCAUGGCCAAUGAACCUGUCAUCCUUAACGUGUAUGAUAUGUACUGGAUCAACGAAUACACUUCCAAUCUGGGGAUUGGAGUUUUCCACUCAGGCAUCGAGAUUUAUGGCAGAGAAUUUGCAUACGGAGGUCAUCCGUACCCUUUCAGUGGCAUCUUUGAAAUCAAUCCCGGGAACGCCGCUGAACUGGGAGAAACGUUCAAAUUCAAGGAGGCCAUUGUUUUGGGCACAACAGACUUCACAGAGGAGGACAUAGAUAAAAUCAUGGAGGAGCUCGGUAAAGAGUUUAAAGGCAACGCCUACCAUCUAAUGCACAAAAACUGCAACCACUUCUCCUCCUCGCUGUCUGAGUUGCUGUGUGGGCGGGAAAUCCCUCGCUGGGUCAACAGAUUGGCGUACUUCAGCUCCUGCAUCCCCUUUCUGCAGAGCUGCCUCCCCAAGGAAUGGUUAACCCCGGCCGCCCUGCAGAGCCACAUCAGCCUGGGCCUCCACAAAGAGGAACACGAGUCGAGCGACGAGGACCCUUCGUCCCCGUCCGGGGCGGCCGCCACCGGCACGUCCCACAGCUGUCGCCACACGAGGGUGUGAACUGCCCGAAAUACACUGACCUCUGGACCUCCCUGCCAUCUCUGCUAGUGGCUCAAGUGGCAUUAGUAGGCUUGAACAACCAGCUGACCUCAUACUGUUUUUCCUCUGAGUAACGAGGCAGGAAAAGAAGAGCUGCUGCCGGAGACUUCAGACCUACAGAGACCCUGCGUGACGUCAAGAUGACAAACUUUGACCUGAGCGCUGAAGCGCAGCUCAGACUCCUCAAAAACCACUUGUAGAUCUGAAGUUUGUAGUACGUUAUUAUCAGUCUUUUCCAUGAACUUUUAAACCUUUGUCAGCCUUGUUCCCUGCCUUCAGAGCUGCUUUUGUAGAAUAACUAGAUGAUAGACACCUGAGGCGACUUAUCGUGACGUUACCAGGAAAACUGCUAACCUGCUCAAUCUCAACAAGUUCUCGUUCAGUAACCUCUAUGUGGCCUUCAGUUGAAAUCAUGACUGCUUUCAUUGUGUGGAACUUUAGUAGUUAACUUCGGCCAUUUUAGACGGUUUAAAGAGGAUUUGAUCGUUCCUCGAGUCCAGUCUGGACUCGUAAAAAUGUUGCAUGUUGAAAGACAAAAACUAAACCCAGACGCCACACUUCUUAACAACCAAGUAUUUCUUCUCCUUGUCCUUUUGUAAAAACAAUCGAUCCAACCUGGGACUUGUUUUAAACAGCAGACUGGCAGCCAGUGAAACCAGUUCAUAGUAAACAAUCAAGGGCAAAUACUGUUCAGUUUAAAUAGUCGCUGUUCACACAGCCGCAGCCACUCACUAUCUGUGAACAUCUCAGAGACAACAAGAAAGCAAAGCUGCUACUCUGACAGUUAUUGACUUUGUGACCCACCACAAGUUUUGUCUACGCUUUUAUAUCCAAAUGGUCUUUAUAUUACAAUGGUGCGAUAAUUUCCAGGCUUGGAAAUAUACAUUUACGCCCAGAGAAUGUUCCUCUGUGAUAGCGGUCUUAUCACCUUUUUCAUCACUAAAACCAACAAAAGACUGAGCAGUCAUGAGACAGAAAGAAAAAUCAGUAUUCUCCUUUAAAUUACAGCCCUUGAGGCAAUUCCUCCUACAGUUUGGGAAAUAUACUUAUUUGAUUUCUUGCUGAGAGUUAGAUGAGAAGAUCUGUACAAUUUUAACAACACUCUCGUACCUAAAUGCAGCAUAGGUCGAUUUUCACUGUCUUCUUUUUUGACGCACACGACCGACCUAAUGGUGACAGAUUUAAAACAGUCCUUUGCGACAACGGCAAAAGAUACAACCUAAUACCAUGUUGCAAAUUACAUGUGAGCAAAUGAUAUAUAAAUUAAUAAAAAGUUAAUUACCAUCAGCCAAACAUUUACUUAUGUCUGGCGUGUUUCUGCAUAAUAUGACUACAACUCUGCAAAUCAUGUACCAAAAUUUUCAGCAGCUUUCCAAGUUGUUGUUCCGACUUGAGAGGGCAUUCAUGUGAAUUUUCCCAGUUGGGAACUAAUUUUUCAAAUUAUUAUGACACCAUAUUAAUGCAGGGUAAGGGUCGAAAUUAGGUUCUUGCACAGUCAACCUAUAUGGACAUUUUUUCUGCAUUUUAGCGUCUGCAUGGGAAAUAUGAAGCUACAGCCAGCAGUCAAUUAGCUUAGCUUAGCAUAUAAAAACUAGAAACAGAGGGAAACAGCUAGCUUAGCUUUGUCCAAACUGGUACCAAAAUCCUACCAGCACACUGAAAGCUCACCAUUAAACACACCACAUUGUGUUUAAAUUCAACAGUAAUUUGACAGAUGAUUCUUUUUCUCUUUACUACCUUUGGACAGAGCCAGGCUAGCUGUUUCCCCCUGUUUCCACUCUUUAUGCUAAGCUAAGCUAAUUAGCUGCCACCCCACACUUCAGAUUUAUCCCGCAGGCAUGAAAAGUGAUAUCAAAUUUCUUAUCUAACUCUCAGUAACAAAACAAGCAAGUGUUUCUCCCAAAUUAUCAAACUAUUCCUUUAAGAUCAUAUUUUUUAUGUUGUUUUUUUUUCAACUGUGAACUGAACUGUGACGUGUGACAGAUACAAAGCAUUUUAAUCCAAGUAAAUAAGCGGACCUUUGUAAGAAGUUACUCACUUCUGAGGUUUGUUUCAACAAGAAGUUCAGAUACUCAUAUGGGGAAAAUAUGAUGUAAGAAAGUUAUUUGUAAUCAUUGUGAUUUUAGCAUAAAUGCAGUUAUACAACCCCAUUAAUGAAUUUUUCCCCCUCAGAUAUUGAUGAUGAUGGCGACAAACAUCGGCUCCUGGUUACUCAUUUUAAUUUAUGUUGCUUGCGGUUUUUUGGUUCUUUUUUUAAUGCAAAACCUCAGUGAACAUGUGAUUUAAUCUUGUCCAAUCCCUCCUGCUUAAUGGACAGCUUCCCUUUCUCAGGAAGGAAAUCACAUGACUCGAAACGGUGACCGUCGUCUCAUUCCUGCUGAACACCUUGUUAAAUGGGGUUGAAAGUGCAAAUCAUUUGACUUCUUCUUCAUGUUCUUAAAUAAGCUAUAUUCUUAUUUAUUUCGGAUGUAGUCUUACAUUUCACCAAGUGUAUUGUAUUCAGUUUUUUUUUCCUUUGGUAUAUUUUAAAUUGACAGGAGCUGUACAGUGAUCAAUAAUCAAUGCUCAAAAGUCUUCGGCACUUUCCUCAGAGCAGACCAGACAAGUAUUUUUUUUCUAUUGUUCUGUAUCAACCAUGACCCUGUAUUUCCUUUUCCUAA
This is a messenger RNA of Plectropomus leopardus (leopard coralgrouper), 4179 nucleotides long. Its product is annotated as deubiquitinase DESI2. Gene Ontology annotation, molecular function: deubiquitinase activity. NCBI's taxonomy places the organism in Eukaryota, Metazoa, Chordata, Actinopteri, Perciformes, Serranidae. The record is from RefSeq and is a predicted model, not a curated record. Gene Ontology annotation, biological process: protein deubiquitination.